CUUCGCGGAGAACCAAGAUUUGUAAAAAUAAAACAGUGACUAACAAAUUGCCAAAAAAAGGAUAAGUUAUAAAUAAACGUUCUCCUUUGAUUGAACGAAACUCUGCGGUUCGAUUGUAAAGUUCUAACGCGAUCCUAGUAGCACAUUUUCGCAAUAUUUUGCUUGCCAUCUCGUGCAAAUCGCAAUCUUCUUGGAGCGAUUCUAGUCAGUGGUGGAUGAGUUCUUGUCAACAACAACAAAUACAGCGCGAGAGACAAAACGAUGGCUGCGAAUGCUUUUGCAGAUAUUCUAGUUUUAGAAGCUUCUGAUUUCACCAAAGAUGGAAGUAAGCAUAAGCAUCGUUUGCCCCCUAACAAACACAGUACAUUAUGUAAAGCGUAGAGCCGAUCAGAUCCAACCAACAUGUGAAUGCCGCAGGUAGUAAGGAAGUAAGGAAUAGACCGAAAAUUUGUAGGUCAGUAAGGAAAACCGUGCACUGUAUGUGAAAAGCAAAAAAAAAUCACAUCCCUUAAUGCCAGUUAUAUGAGGAACAGCACAGUUCAGGUGUGAAAAUUCGGUUACCAUUUCCCUGUGACGCCUCAGCUGUGUGCUACCCCUGUGUGUGUACAGCUGCGGUUGUUUGGCUGCGCCAGAUAAAUGCAGCAGUCGUGUUUGACACCUGCUACCUGGAAAAGUUUUUGUGGGGUUUGGGAACACUGCUCGGAGCUUGGCGAUCAUCGAAGGAAGGAUUAAGUGUUGAGUUGGAAGUCGACUGCUAGCUGCCCACAGCACAACACAUCCGUAGCCGAAGCUUAAAGUUUGUUCAAGAUGGUAAAACGGCAAAACUCGCGUGUUUCUAAUGGAAAUGGCCAUUACAAUCGCAUGGACUUGCCUCCCCGCGGCCCAGUGGAAUCUCUUAUUUACUGGCGCGAUUUAAAGAAGUCGGCAGUCGUGUUCGGUGGCGGACUUGCCAUUUUGCUGGCAAUGUCGCUGUUUUCGCUGAUUAGCGUAUUUUCGUACCUAUCGCUGCUGCUCCUGUUCGGAACCAUCUCUUUUCGAAUCUAUAAGAACGUGCUGCAGGCCGUUCAGAAGACAUCUGAAGGCCACCCAUUCAAGGAGUACUUGGACAUGGAUCUUACCCUGUCCCAGGAGAAGGUGCAGCAGCUGGCUACAUUUGCGGUGGCUCACGUGAAUGCAUUGCUGACUGGAUUGCGUCGCCUGUUUCUGGUGGAAGAUCUGGUCGAUUCGAUCAAAUUUGGAGUGCUGCUGUACUGGCUGACAUACGUUGGGGCAAUCUUCAAUGGCAUUACUUGCGUAAUGAUCGGAUUCGUUGCACUGUUCACCUUGCCAAAAGUAUAUGAAAACAACAAACAAUCGAUUGACACUCACAUAGAGAUCGUGCGAAGCAAAAUUCAGGAAAUUACCGAAAAGGUUAAAGCUGCUAUUCCGUUGGGCAAAAAGGCGGAAACCGAGAAAACCAAGUAAAGACGUAUCUGCAAUCGCGCUUUUGAAGGCACAAGGAGCCAUCGGAGGAAAAAAGCUACUGCUAAACACAGGAUAUUAUUAGCAUUCGACUAUUUGCUGUUAUUUGUCAUUUUGCUUUCGAAGUUUUACGCAAACUUUCCGUUUGAAUCUGCUUUGUAAUGCCAUCAUCGUGAGAAGUGUUGUGUGAAGAAUUGGACGACAAAUUUUUUAAUGUCAGUAGACUUCCUGAUAGUAGCCAUUUAAAACACUUCUAAACCUAAAUGAACGAACAAAAGGGAAAACAAAAACAAGGUCCAUAAUAUUGCACGGGCGAAAAUGGAGUCAUUGAGAUUAUGUGGCUUGCCACGUAGCGGAAAACAUAGUGUUAUUCUCUUAAGAAAAUAUAACAUACCUUGAAGUUGCGUGUGAUUGUAUUGAAAUUGAGCGUUGCGAAUGCUUUAUUGGCGGAGCCAAGAUGUCACGUUUUGUUAUUUUCGAACGCACCUAUUGUAUUGUCUUUUGCAUGCAUUUUAUAUCCUCGUUGGUUUUUGUACGUUUUCAAACUUUACCCACCCCCCCUUUUCACGUUUACGAAAGACAGAAAGAUGUUGGAUGGAAAUGAAGCAAGCUAAAGCGCUGUAGGGCCAAUACGAAACUCCAUGUAGAAUUUACACAGCACAUGCUUAAAUUACACUCCAGAAAUAUUUGAACAUGAAUAUUGCAAAUCUCAAGUAUGGAUAAUAAUAAUCACAAAACAACAUUUAGCUGCAUGUUUCGCCAUAGCUAGAAAAUAAAACUACAGACCUUUCUAUCUUAAA
Molecule: messenger RNA, 2261 nt
Organism: Anopheles stephensi (Asian malaria mosquito)
Lineage: Eukaryota; Metazoa; Arthropoda; Insecta; Diptera; Culicidae
Gene: Rtnl1
Product: reticulon-3-A
Exons: 5
Coding region: 808-1464 (218 amino acids)
Source: RefSeq, a predicted model, not a curated record